ACACACACCUACAAUUUACGGUUAACGGCUAACUUGUGACGUCAUCUGAUUAAAUUAACUGGCGUCAGCUAACUAAUUAACUUGACCCAAAGCUUGGAGUUGUUUGGUGAUAAGCAAAUGGAUGAGAAAGAGCUGAGUGAUCCCCUGAAUAACGUAUCACUGAUUAAAGAUGACCUCACCAAGUCAAACAUGGGAUCAUCUGGUGACUCAGAAAAAAUUAUCCAGCGUUUGAAUGAUGAACUUCAGGCAGCCCAGAAGCUAGCUAAUACAGAGAAACACAAAUGCAUGGAGCUGCAAGGUAUCCUGGAGGAAGAGAGAAAAGACAAUAAACAACAAGCUGAUGAAUCUGCAAAACAGAUAAAACUUCUUCAAGGCCAGCUGCGGCAGCUCCAGGAUGAAAUGGGCAUUCUCAGAGAGCAGAUAGAUGACUCCGGUUCACGCGAUGAGUUACAAAGUUCACAAGAUGAGGUGAAGUCACUGAGACGUGCCCUAGAGGCAGCUGCUGCUGAGCGGGACCAUGACGUCAAUGCUGUCCAGACUAACCUGGCAACUGUGUCGAAGGAUCUGGACAAAUGGCGUCAGACUGCCAACAAAUAUGAGCGUGAGAUCGACAAUCUACAGCGUGACCUUCAGCAGCAGAGCAAGCAGUGGCAGAAAACGGCAGAAAUACAAGCCAGUGAGCUGCAGUCCAUGCAGGUGGAGUGUAAUGGCCUUCAGAAGGAGUGUUCUGUACUGCGAUCUGAAAAACAGGACAUGGUGAAUAAGCAUCAGAAAGAAAUGAGCAGUGUGCAAAGUGAGGGUGCUUCCCUCAGGGCCGAGAAGGAGGAACUCCUCAAGACUCACCAGAAAGUGUGCGCUGAGAAAGAGGGAGUGCUGCAGAAACAGCAGCAGCUGGAGAAGGACCUUGUCAGCUCGCGUGCCCAGAAUGCUGAGCUGAGCAAUAGCCUUAAAGCCCUAGAGAGAUCCCAGCAGGAGUUAGAGAAGAGGCUGAUGGCCCUGCAGCUCCAGCAGCAGCAAGAUAGCAGCAAGCUGCAAACCCAACUGGAUGAGGCAGACAGCCGCAGCAAGGCCCUGCAGAAAGAGUACGAGGAAGCUAAGACGGAGUUGUCUGACCUGAAGGAAAAAUACGAGAAGACUGAGCAGGAAAAGCAGUUGCUCACAGUUGAACUUGAGGAGUGCAAAGCCAACAUGAAGGACAUAGAGGAGAAAGGGACAAAGACUUCCCUAUUGCUGCCUGUUCAAGCCAUAGUCAUCGGCCUUAUCCUGGCUUUGCUGUAUUGGUGCUUCGGCGCAUUGUGGUAUCAAGGAAAUCCCUUCAAAGUGCCUGUGAAAAAAGGAUCUGAGGCAGAAGUCAAAGUCUGUGGUCCACAGCUGGAUCAGAAGUCUGAGUCAGGGGACACGCCACAGCUUGUCUCUCUCAUGACACCCAGUGCUAUGGCAGCUGAUCUGGAUGUUGUGAACCUGUUUAUCAUUGCUGGGGGAACACUGGCUAUUCCCAUCCUGGCCUUUGUCGCUUCCUUCUUUCUCUGGCCCUCAGCACUCAUUAAAGUGUAUUACUGGUACUGGAGGAGGACUCUAGGCCUGCAGGUGCGUUAUGCAGACUGCGGUGGCUAUCGCUUCUGUUACUCCUACAGAGGAAAGCCUGGGAUGAGACCCUCCAUUUUAAUGCUGCAUGGCUUCUCUACUCACAAAGACACCUGGCUCACUGUUGUCAAGUAUUUACCAAAACAUCUGCACAUUGUGUGUGUGGAUAUGCCCGGCCAUGAAGGAACAACACGCACCAACAGGGAGGAUUAUUCCAUUCAGGGGCAGGUCAGAAGGAUCCAUCAGUUUGUGGAAACCAUUCGCUUAAACAGGAAACCUUUCCAUCUGGUUGGAACCUCCAUGGGGGGAAACGUAGCGGGGGUUUACGCAGCCUGCUAUCCCUCAGAAAUCUGUAGCAUGACUCUCAUUUGUCCAGACGGUAUAAGACACCCAAGUGAGACCAAAUUUGACAAUCAUCUGCAGGACUUGGAGCACAGCAAUUACACAUUAAACAUCCCGCUGAUUCCUACCACACCCGAGGAGAUGGAGGACAUGUUCAAACUUUGUUCCCAUGUCCGCUUUAAAAUCCCUCAGCAGAUUCUCCAAGGAUUGGUAGAUGUCCGGGAGCCUCACAACACAUUUUACCAAGAGGUAUUCAUGGAGAUUGUUGAUGAGACUUCAAGAUACGCCUUACAGGAACACUUACAUCUGAUCACUGCACCUCUACAAGUGUUAUGGGGCAAACAAGACCAGGUGGUGGAUGUCUCUGGAGCUUCAGUCAUUGCAGAGAUGUUGCCUGGAUGCAGGGUGGACUUGCUGGAGAAUUGCGGCCACUCAGUGGUGAUGGAGAGGCCUUGUCGGACAGCCAAACUCAUCCUGGAGUUCAUCAUUUUGCAGCAAGAAGCCAGGGGAGGCACAAAGAAAUCUUCCUGAACCAAAGACUUUUAA
Messenger RNA from Thunnus maccoyii (southern bluefin tuna), 2472 nucleotides. RefSeq lists its product as uncharacterized. The transcript is spliced from 19 exons. Lineage: Eukaryota; Metazoa; Chordata; Actinopteri; Scombriformes; Scombridae. The record is from RefSeq and is a predicted model, not a curated record. Bases 118 to 2457 code for a protein of 779 amino acids.